AAGGCUCGGAAGCGAGGGACGUUUGAAAUUAAACAAACCACUUCUGGCUAAGGUUAGGCGUCGGGUUAGUUUUUUCUUUAUUUGCUGUUGUGUAUUUCUUAGCCUUAGUUGUGUCGGAGUUUGAGAGCGUAUAACAUAAGUAAAAUUCAUCUGGAUAUUUUCGAACCACUACGGCUUCCCCUCAUUUUGUCCACAAUUGUAUCAACUAGUCCGAGGUUAACGUUGCCUUCCAUCGAGUUUAGUCUGGAGUGGUACCUCUCCGUCGCCGUGUAAUAUAACACAGACUAUGGAGACCACUGCCAGGGUCAAAAUAUUAAAUGAUUUGAAGACUCAGAGGCAUGAAUUGAAGCACACUGAGGACGGACCGAUGCGUAUCCCCGUGUCCCACCAGUCGCACACAACUUCGAAACAUUUAGACGGCCCGUCCCAGCAACGCCAACGAGUCCUGUCGGCGGCUAAUGGACCUCAGCGCCUAGUGCCACCGUUAAGACACAAUAAAUCUUUGCCUCAGCUUCCCAAUACUAUCAAAUCUGCACAGCCAGGAGAUCAGAAUGUCAAACCGGCAACCACUAAUGUCAAUCCACCCCCCAAACCUGCUGUCGAAAGAAACCCAACUAAGAUGAAUGAGCCCAAAGUGCCAAAACCUGCUGUAUCAACGACCUUACCUGCAAAACCGGUGACAGGAGCUGCAAAACCUGAGAAUGAACCAGCCAAGAAAGAAUCCGCAGACUCGUCAAAGAACAGGAAGCGGUGGAGCCUGGAUAGCUUUGAAAUUGGUCGCCCGCUAGGAAAAGGCAAAUUUGGCAACGUCUACCUCGCCAGAGAACGCCAGACUAAAUUCAUCCUGGCCCUCAAGGUGCUCUUCAAAAAGCAGCUGGAGCAGGCGGGCGUGGAGCAUCAGCUGAGAAGAGAGGUGGAGAUCCAGUCUCACCUCAGGCACCCCAACAUUCUGCGUCUUUACGGCUAUUUCCACGACGCGUCCCGUGUGUACCUCAUUCUGGAGUACGCACCCAAAGGUGAGCUCUUUGGUGAGCUACAGCGCUGUGGGUCUUUCUCUGAGCAACGCAGCGCCACGUACAUCAUGGAGUUAGCAGACGCCUUGGACUACUGCCACUCGAGGAAAGUGAUCCACAGGGACAUCAAGCCUGAAAACCUCCUGCUGGGCGCGAAUGGGGAGUUGAAGAUUGCAGAUUUUGGUUGGUCUGUUCACACGCCCUCGUCCAGGAGAUCGACAUUAUGUGGAACAUUGGACUAUUUGCCCCCCGAAAUGAUUGAAGGCAAGACCCACGACGAGAAGGUGGACCUGUGGAGUCUCGGCGUGCUUUGCUACGAGUUCCUGCUGGGGAAACCUCCGUUUGAAACCAAAUCGCAUGAGGACACAUAUCGCAGGAUAUCGAGGGUGGAAUACUCAUACCCUGCGCAGUCCAACAUCAGCCCACCAGCCAAAGAAUUGAUUUCUCUCCUGCUGAAGCACAACCCCGCACAUCGGCUGCCCAUACAAGGCGUCCUCGCCCACCCGUGGGUGCUCCAAAACUCCACCAAGAAGCCCAGCGCCCGUGCUGCAGAGGAGCCCAUCCACUGAUGCUAAUCAUUUCAUGCUAACCUUUACACAAAGGCAACUUCCUGUUCCACUUGUAAAUAUUUCACUAAUAACUAAGAAAUGUUAGCUUUCAUCAAUGUUCUUACUUGAAAUAAAAUAAAAUGUGCCUGCACUUUCCUUCAGCACCUGAAUUUUUGCAGGGAGUGCUAUUUUACAUGUGAGCAGCAGGUGGUGCCAUUGCACCACUAAUUCCUAAUUUUAAUUUCCAAUUCCUCGUUUGUCUCUGAAUCCGUUGAAAGCUCUAAUAAAAGUGUUAAAAUGUUUAA
Messenger RNA from Corythoichthys intestinalis (scribbled pipefish), 1866 nucleotides. RefSeq names its product aurora kinase A (gene aurka). The transcript has 9 exons. The record is from RefSeq and is a predicted model, not a curated record. Lineage: Eukaryota; Metazoa; Chordata; Actinopteri; Syngnathiformes; Syngnathidae. Gene Ontology annotation, biological process: regulation of cytokinesis; protein phosphorylation; mitotic spindle organization. Gene Ontology annotation, molecular function: ATP binding; protein kinase activity. The coding region runs from base 287 to 1582 and encodes 431 amino acids. Gene Ontology annotation, cellular component: spindle microtubule; kinetochore; chromosome passenger complex.